CAUCAUCAAUAACUUAAUGACUUUUAUAGCUACUAUAUAAUGUCAGACUCUGUUUUUUUCUUUAUCAAAAGCCUCAAACAAUCAGAAAACCAAGAAGUCACUCACUAUUUCUUCUUAGUCCUUAGAAACCUGUUGCUUCAAUGGAAACAAUAAACCAACCACAAGCAACAUGGUCUGAACUCUUAGGCCAAAACAACUGGGAAAACCUUCUUGACCCUCUAGACCUCAACCUCCGCAAGCUCAUCCUCCGCUGCGGUGACCUCUGUCAGGCUACCUACGACUCUUUCAACAAUGAUCAGAACUCCAAGUACUGUGGCGCCAGCCGCUAUGGCAAGCACAACUUCUUCCAAAAAGUUAUGUUUGAAGAGGCUGAAAACUACCAAGUCUCUUCUUUCCUUUAUGGCACUGCUCGUGUCAGCUUGCCUGAAGCUUUCAUUCUUCACUCCCAGUCAAGAGAAUCUUGGGACCGCGAAUCUAACUGGAUUGGCUACAUCGCUGUUACUACGGAUGAAUAUAGCAAAGCAACUGGACGACGUGAUAUAUAUAUAGCUCUUCGUGGAACUACAAGGAACUAUGAGUGGGUUAACAUUCUUGGUGCGAAGUUACAGUCUGCUAACCAUUUGUUACAAGGAAGCAGCAACAAUCUUGAUCAAGAGAUGAAGAACAGUGCUAGUAGUAGUGACAGCGAUGAUGAUAAUGAGAAAGUGCCUAAAGUGAUGCAAGGAUGGUUAACAAUUUAUGUUUCUGACGAUCCCAAGUCGCCUUUCACGAAGCUUAGUUUGAGGAAGCAGCUAUUGAGCAAGCUUAAUGAGUUAAUUGAGCAAUAUAAAGAUGAUAAUUUAAGCAUACUCCUGACAGGGCAUAGUCUUGGUGCUAGUUUAUCAAUUUUAGCAGCUUUUGAUCUUGUGGAAAAUGGUGUUGCAGAUAUUCCUGUAGCAGCUCUUGUCUUUGGCUCACCACAAGUUGGGAAUAAAGCUUUCAAUGACAGGUUCAAAAAGCAUUCAAAUCUUAAAGUUCUUCAUAUCAAGAAUCAGAUUGAUGCUAUUCCACAUUAUCCAGGACGAUUGUUGGGAUAUGAAUAUACUGGAACUGAGCUUGAGAUUGAUACAAGAAAGUCACCAAGCUUGAAAGGUUCAAAGAAUCCUAGUGACUGGCACAAUUUGCAGGCUAUGUUGCAUAUAGUAGCAGGAUGGAAUGGCGAUAAAGAACCAUUUGAGCUAAAAGUGAAGAGAAGCUUGGCUUUAGUUAAUAAAUCAUGUGCUUUCUUGAAAGAUGAAUGCUUGGUGCCUGGAUCAUGGUGGGUGGAGAAGAAUAGAGGUAUGGUCAGAGGUGACGAUGGAGAAUGGACGUUGGCUCCGGCGGAUGAGGAGGACCGGCCUGUCCCUGAAUAUUGACUGUUAAAGAUAGCAUUUGAAUGGUUGAUGUUGUAUUGUUGGUCUUUUUCAUUUCUAUCUUUUUCUUCUUUUCUUUUUUAUAAAUCUUUUGUCCUCUUUUAAUCUGAUAUUAUUAUGCCUUGUAUGGAGCUUUCCCAUGCUCAUCUACACGUGUAGAAUAUGACAUUAAUAGAAUCUUGUUUUCUUCUUAA
Ricinus communis (castor bean) is the source of this 1585-nucleotide messenger RNA. Its product is annotated as phospholipase A1-IIdelta. Gene Ontology annotation, molecular function: glycerophospholipid phospholipase A1 activity. Lineage: Eukaryota; Viridiplantae; Streptophyta; Magnoliopsida; Malpighiales; Euphorbiaceae. The transcript is spliced from 2 exons. The record is from RefSeq and is a predicted model, not a curated record. Gene Ontology annotation, biological process: lipid metabolic process. The coding region runs from base 141 to 1394 and encodes 417 amino acids.